Messenger RNA from Phytophthora infestans T30-4, 1444 nucleotides. RefSeq names its product 26S proteasome non-ATPase regulatory subunit 12, putative. Bases 1 to 1314 code for a protein of 437 amino acids. NCBI's taxonomy places the organism in Eukaryota, Oomycota, Peronosporomycetes, Peronosporales, Peronosporaceae. The transcript has 3 exons. Gene Ontology annotation, cellular component: nuclear proteasome complex; proteasome regulatory particle, lid subcomplex; cytoplasm. The record is from RefSeq and is a predicted model, not a curated record.
AUGAGCUCUGAGGAGAUCGGCAAGAAGGCGGACCUCGGUCCAGAGUUUCAGCGCGUGCUGCCUGAGGCGCAGGCCGUAGCGGCCAGUGGCGACGUGGAGCGCGCAUGUGAGAUACUGCUAACUCUCGAGAAGCAGGCGCGUCUAGCCAACGACGUGGCCACGCUCAAGGAGGCUGUGGGCUCCAUUCUGACUCUGUGCGCGCAACACAAGCGCUGGGAGCUGCUUAAGGACCACGUAGCGCUGCUGGCCAAGCGUCGCGCACAGAAAUCUGGCGCCAUCACCGUCCUGGUACAGCGUGCCAUGGAAUUCCUGGCCGAGACGCCAUCCGACGCCGUCAAAAUGGAGCUCAUCAACGCACUGCGCACUGUAGCGGAAGGCAAGAUCUUCUUGGAGAAGGAACGCGCCACGCUGACGCAGAUGCUGUCACGCAUGAAAGAAGCGCGUGGCGAGAUUGACGAGGCCGCCACUAUCCUGCAAGAAGUGCACGUAGAGACGUACGGCGCUAUGACGAAGCUGGAAAAGACGGAGUAUAUCUUGGAGCAGGUGCGACUCACAUUGGCCAAAAAGGAUUAUGUACGUGCCAAUAUCUUGGCCAAGAAGAUCUUGCGUCGUACCUUAGAGGAGAAGAACUUCCAGGAGUGCAAACUCAAGUUCUACCACCUCAUGAUCGAGUACGACACGCACGAGAACAACACGCUGGAGUUGUGUCGCCAUUGGAUGGCCAUCUUCAACACGGAGAUGGUCAAGGAGAAGGAGGAAAUAUGGAAGAAAGCUCUGGAACACGCCACGAUCUUCGUGGUGCUCUCGGCUUACUCGAACUUGCAACACGAUCUAUUGCAAAAUUUGGCUAGAGAGAAACUGGCUGAAAAACUGCCGGAUUUUGCGGCGGUGUUGAAGAAAUUUACCACUAGGGAGAUCAUUGCCUUCCCUAUGGAACAGGACGCUGUGCUCAAGAGCCACCCGAUCUUUAACCACGUCGAACGUGGCGCGGAGUGGUGGAAAAGUCUCCACACACGUGUCGUCGAGCACAAUAUCCGCGUGGUGGCUGAACACUAUGAUCGUAUUCGUCUACCGCAUCUGGCCAAGAUGAUUGGACUCGCCGAAGACCUGACGGAGAGCAGCAUCUCGACGUUGGUGAGCGACGGAUCCAUUUACGCCAAGAUCGACCGCCCCGCCAAACUCGUUUCUUUCCACAGACCUCUUUCACCGGAGGAACAUCUCUCCAACUGGUCGGCGGAUAUUUCCCAGUUACUGCGCCUGGUGGAGACGACGUGCCACUUAGUCAACAAAGAGAACAUGAUCCACAAGAUUUAAGCUCGCUAGGUGCAAUAAUCCGUCAGUGCUGCAGCGAAUCUGUCGGAUAUUCUUCCUACCUGGCUUUAAAAAAAAAUCGAAAGAAACAAAAUACAGUGGCAAUCCAACAAAAUUGCUCGUUGACUUGUAC